Messenger RNA from Contarinia nasturtii (swede midge), 1453 nucleotides. RefSeq lists its product as uncharacterized. NCBI's taxonomy places the organism in Eukaryota, Metazoa, Arthropoda, Insecta, Diptera, Cecidomyiidae. The record is from RefSeq and is a predicted model, not a curated record. The transcript is spliced from 4 exons. Bases 342 to 1295 code for a protein of 317 amino acids.
AAUUGUUGAUGUUUCAUUGUUGAAUUUAGUAUUUUCACACUUUAUUUUUCAAAACCAUUUUCAUAUUAAAUUUUUAUUUUAUUCAAAACGAAUGAUAGCCAUAGCUCAAUAAAAGCAUCGCCAAUGAGAGAGCUAGAAAAUAUGAAGGAAAGUCGAACGUUGUUAUUAAGACGGAUGAAUUAUUGACGGAUUAUAUGUGUGCUGCUUUUGUAUUUGUGUGAUCACUGACUUGUCAACCAGCAAUAAUUUCAUAUAAAUCUCUCUAGAGACAAAAAAUUAAAGUAAACAGAUAUUGAAAACAACACACCGUCAAAUUAGAUAGUACAUUAAACUCAUAAAAAAUGAAUAGAAAACGAUAUUGUUACAUUAAAUGUUGUAAAUAUGAAAUGGGCACAUUGGACGACGAUAUUUCGUUUUUCAGAAUGCCCCAAGAUGAAGAACUGAAAUUAAAAUGGAUUGAAAUUAUCUCAAAACAUCAAAAUAUGUCCAAAACAAUACCAUCAAUCAUGGUGUGCGAACGUCACUUCACCUCAUUCGACUAUUCUUGGCAAAGAGGAAGAAAGCACUUGUACAAAGAAGCAAUUCCAACAAUUUUCAGAAAUGAAGCACCGAGAGUGAUGCCAAAUAUUAUACCGGUUAAAAGGUUUGGAGUGCCGAGAGCAAAAUACUGCAAAAUCAAACACUGCACAAAUGAAACUGGAACACAUGACAAAUCAGUGUUAUUCUUCAGUGUAUUAUCGAAUAAACGAAUGAGUACGGCGUGGAUUCAAGCGAUUUGUCGACACCAAGAUUAUGACUUUCACACCAAAAAAUUCAUGAUAUGUGAAGAACAUUUUACGCCACAUGAUUUUAUCGAAAUAAAUGGAAAGAGGACGCUUCAAAUUACAGCGGUUCCAUCAAUUUUUGUGUAUCCAGACGAAACAGAUUGUUUAGUGCAGCCUGAAUCCCAUGAAAGUGAACUUACUUGCCAUAUUGGGCGUUGUUAUCAAAACAAUAUGAAUGGCAAAAACAUAUUGUUUUUCAGAUUACCAAUGUACGGAAAAACGAGAUCAAAAUGGACUGAAGCUGUCUUGAAGUAUCAAUAUUGUGACUUUUACGGACUUUUCCUAAUUUGUGAACGGCAUUUUAAGGCGGAAGAUUUUGAAAUGAACCGAAAUGAGGGUAAAGUCCUCAAGAAAGGAGCGAUUCCUUCCGUUUUCAAAACAAUAUCACAAGAAAAUCGUCACGAUCUGCUUUUUAUCGAUGUAAAUCGGUUGGAGGAGGAGCCAACCACAAAGAGGCAAAGAAAAUGUUAGGGAUUUAGAUAUAUUAAAAUAGAUUUGUUUGGUGAAAUAACAAACGGAAGACAAUGGAGCAAUUCUCUUGACGUUGGAUGCAUGGCAAUCAUUUUCAAGUUAAAUUGGCCGAAAGAUUUGGCACGCCGAAAAUAAAAUAUAGAUUUAUUGAAUUAAAA